Messenger RNA from Pelobates cultripes (western spadefoot toad), 8492 nucleotides. The record is from the annotation of a GenBank genome assembly. NCBI's taxonomy places the organism in Eukaryota, Metazoa, Chordata, Amphibia, Anura, Pelobatidae.
UCCAGCCACACUCUUAACGCAAAGACAAGAGGGAGCAGAGCAGUCAGCGGGCAGCAUUGGACGGGUCACAGUCCAUCCCACCAUCCCAGCCAGCCAUCUACCUCACAGCACCUCCACAGCCUCUCCUCCUCCCCCGGCUGUCCUGAUCCAGACCCAGCAGUGGGGCUCUCUGUAUGUGUCUGCCCUACUCUCGGUGGGGGACUGCGAGGUGAGUGUGAGCGGUGCAGGAGCCUGGCCCGGGGUCACACCUCUCUGUGAACAUGCACACCACCCAGAAGGACACCACCUACACCAAGAUCUUCGUUGGGGGGCUGCCCUAUCACACCACGGACUCCAGCCUCAGGAAGUACUUCGAGGUGUUUGGGGACAUAGAGGAGGCUGUAGUUAUCACCGACAGACAGACUGGCAAGUCCAGGGGCUAUGGCUUUGUAAGUUGUUCUUUUAAAAUCUAUAUUCCUUGGCUUAUUCUUCCAUGAGGUAGGCAGUGUUUUGGGAAUGCAGCAGUAGUCUAUAUAUAAACUAAUUCUGUUUACUAAGCCCAUCUGUACUCACUAACCCUUUAGCAGCUAAUGAUCCUUCCCAGCUUUCCUUUCUUUCACUUGUUCUUCCAGUGUGGGAGUUUAUUUUAGAGAUUCUCAUUCUAGAACGAACAGACGCUACUCUGUAACUAGGAAGUGUCCGGAGUCUGUUAGGUUAACGCUUUGACCGCCGGAGCUGUCCUUCACUGCGUAGGGCUUACCUUGUUUAAUUUCUUGCGUUUCUGAAUGUCAUAUACAGUUGCUGAUAAAAAGAAAAACCUGAGCUCGUGUAAGUUAAACUGCAAGCAGUUUGAGUUUGCGAUUUAACAUUACACUUGUUAAACUGAAAUCCUAGUAAGGUGCAGGCUGUUCUAACCUGUGUGAUAACAUACGGCUGUUUAUUAAAAAAAAAUGUAUUUGCAUUAAAGCUAGACUUGAUGUCGAAAUUGUAAGCAGGUUUGGGUUUUGUUUCAUUUUAGUAAAAUAAUGUUUUUAAAAAGGAAAAAGUGUGCCUCAAAGUAACUUUUUAGGGAGUCAGCUGCGGGGUUGGCUAAAAUAAUAUUGCCGAGGAAAUCAAUGGCUCCAUUUUAUGUUGGGCUUUCACGUUGCAUAUAGCAAGAGGCAGUGUAAGGGUUAAAAUAAACUGCUACCUGUAUGGGUACAGGGUCACGUGAGACCAACUGGUCUCUAUACUAAAUCCGGGAUAUGGCUUGAUGAGGCUAGGGAGAAAGCAGGUGGAUCAGUCCUGAGAACAGCCCCAGGUCUAACAGAAACUAGUCGUAGAAUAUGGAAAGCAGCCCAGCGUGAAUCCCCCACCCCCUCACUUGCAUAUCCCAGGAGCUGCUUACAACAAUAACAGGGAAACUCCUGCCUCUCUGCAUGCUCGUGGACCCAAUCCAUUACCUGAGACUCCUCCUGUGAGCCUUUCAUUUGAUAAGGUAACUUUGAACUGCUGUACAAGUUCAAAUCUUCCUCAACCUUAAAACAUUGAUAUAACCGUGCUAUAGACUCACUUUAAAAUCUGUCUGCCUCUGCUUUAUGUACAGUUUAUUCUUCAGCCUAAUUUGAAAAAAAUAUAUAUUUUAAACAUUUUUUUACAACUCUCGGGUGUGUUGUACUAUAGUGUGGUUUUUGGCUUCCAGACAAAAAAAAAUUUAAUUCAUGUAUUCACAAAUAAUGGUUUUCUUUUAUCUUAAUUCCAGAGCUCUCUGCUUAUUUUUUAACAUUUUUAUUUUUUUAAUAUAGUUACAUCCAUGGUUCAUAUCCCUAUAUAUGCAGGAAUCUUGUCUUCUCAUGUUUUCAGUGAGCGUUAAAUCCUUUCAUUUCAUAAGGUUACACCAUCUAAACAUUGGCAAAAUAAAACCAUUGUAUAUCUGAGCUAUGGAUUUAACAGUAUUGCUGGCUAAUGUACAGUGUUCCAGAAAGCAGAGAUGUGUAACAGAGCUGCCAGGGCUCAGCUCAUAUGUGUGAUCGUUCUCAUGGAAAAUCUUUAAACUCAAGAAGUUUUGAUAUUGCUCGCUGUGUAGAACACAAAUUUUUAAACAUUAAAAAUUGUGCAAAUAUGGAUUAAUAAUCUGUGUUUAAUCUGCAGGUCACCAUGGCUGAUAGGAGUGCUGCUGAGAGGGCUUGCAAAGACCCAAAUCCAAUCAUUGACGGCAGAAAAGCUAACGUGAAUCUUGCAUAUCUGGGAGCAAAGCCACGAAUAAUGCAACCAGGUACACGAGUUGCAUGUGAACUCCUUUCCUAGCCCCCUCCCCCCAACAUAAGUGUUAUACUAACUUUGUAUGAUUUCUAUAUACCAUGUUGGCUGAGACCAUCACCCUUUAAAGUUAUAAUUCGGUGCAAGAUUCUCUGUAAUGGUGUAUCUCCUGUGAAUACAGCGUCGUCAUUUACAAGAUCUUCAUAGCAGUCUAAUGUAAGACUGUCCAUGGCUGUAUUGCCACUUGUAUAGCACCAAUUUGUUGCCAUUGGGCUUAUAAAACCUGCCUCUGGUAUAGCCUGUAUACAGAAAUGCCAUUAACAAAGCUGCUCACGUAAGAGUACAUAGAACUACUGCUUGGGCUUACUGGGACAGUGUGUUAGAAUCGCACAUAAAAGAUUAAACAAAGUAUAUAGCUAAACAUCAGGGAACCAAAAUAAAUCCUUGCAUAUCUUUGUUUUUGUUUUUUGUAGGUUUUGCAUUUGGAGUACAACAAAUUCACCCAGCACUUAUCCAAAGGCCUUUUGGGUAAGUAUUUAUGAACCCUAUGCUCUCUACUCUUACUGCAAAUAUGUGAUGUACAGCUGCAUUGUGUAAUCAAUGUGCACGUCCUUGAUAUUUCUAAUAGUAUACUAUGGAGGGGGGUGGGGGGGUACACGUAAACAACUUCUAAUUUGUCUAACUUUAGAAAUGACUAAUAUAUCAUGCAGGUGAUCUUGUUUCCAGGUCCAAGUGAACUUUUACUCUUUAAAAAUGAUGUAUUAUGGGUUUUUGUGUGCAUUCCCUACUGUGAAACACUGUCAACUGGCCCUCUGUAUCAACAGAACCAGACUUGACUAAAUCCCAAUAUCUAAUCUUUAUACAGUUCUUAUGGUGGCUAGCCCCUUCAAUCUUCCUUAGUACAUUGAUAGUUGCCCCUUUUAUUGGCACUUUAUGACACAUCUUACAAUAGCUCAGUAUCUUCACAUUACUUGAUGUCCCUGCGAAGGACACUGUGUGGAUCAUGGUGUACCCCUACCAUUUCUGGUGUGACUCAAUGUUAUCUAUCUCUUUCUAAUCUGACAGGGGUCGUUUACAGUUAAGAUAACUGACAAGGAUUUGAUAAGAUGGAGUAGUUCUGUUUGGAAUUAAUCUUACCAGUAGACUCAGAAAACAAGCUAAAUGGUGAUUAAAGAUGCAUGUAUGUUCGGUUUUUAUUUUGUUCUUUCUAGCUCCUAGACCUGUGUGCAUUUUUUAUUUUUACAGUAAUGAAGUGGUUUUCAUAGCUAAACUGCGUGGUUUUAUAUUUUGUUGGUGACAAGCUGUAGUGACCCCUAAUUGUGGCUUUGGGUGUUGGGAGGGAGCCUUGAGUUUUUUUUUUUUUUUUUUUUUUUUUUUUUUUUUUUUUUUUUUUUUUUUUGUUUGGAUUUCUUUCUUUUUGAAAAAAUAAAAAAAAAUUGUGGGUGUAUUUGAGGAGUGACUUUUGCCAUGUGGAUCUUUUUUUUUUUUUUUUUUUUUUUUUUUUUUUUUUUUUUAAUAGCGCUUGUGACUUUAACACGUUGUAGUGACUUGAUACAUUUUGGUGUGCCAUUUUGUGUUGUCUCUUCAGCUUGCAUGCUAUUCACAAUGGAUUUCCAUUUAUUUUAAUAAGCUCCUCAGGCUUUCUAACUACCCUUUUUCCCAUCUCUUCAUUGUGCUAAAGGUAUUCUAUCUCAAAGUGCAGUAUUCUAGUAAAAAUACGGUGAUACUACCAAUUUAGGGUACAUCCCCACUGGCUAAUCUGUAAACUGCAUACAUAUUUACUGUAAAACAUGUGACAUGGCGGUUUUCACUAGACCAUAACUGUCGCAAAACCCAAUGUCUAGCUGUAAAUAUUUCUCUGGAGAAAUCUCUACCAAUUUGAUAUUGAAUCAAAUAAAAUAUUUUCAAUUUGAGGUGCUGCAUUAGUAUAAAACUCUAUAAUUAGAACCGUCUAUCUUCAUUAGUGCUCUUAUCUUACUGAUGAACUAGCUGAUUCAUACAUUUAGGUAGUUUGCAAGUUGAAAGAACACAUUUGAAUAUAUAUACUUUUUUUUUUUUUUUUUUUGUGUGUGUAUUUUUAAGCCUGUUACUCACUGUAGUGUGACUUUCAAAUUUUAUUGUGGACUAAAAAUUAAUUUAGGUUUCUGAUUAGUUCUCACAUUGGUGGAAAAACACUGUCUGAUCUAUUUUGUGUGCACAUAUGGUUAAUGGUCUCAUCACAGACAUCUCUCAUGGCCUUAUGUUUUUAGACUGCAACAAAACUUACACAAAUAGUAACUUGUCUUAUUUGGUUGUUGCUAUUUUAAACUUUUGGAAUCUAGAAGUAAAAUCCAAACUUGUUCAAAGAGGUAAAUUACUUGUGAUGGGGCUUUUUAAUUUUAUAGUUCUAAUGACCUCAUGUACCCUGGAAAUGCAGUGUCUGUGUUCCUAUGGCUCUUGUUUGUGUUGUGUAUAGCAAACUUAGUAGAUCUGUUAAAAUACUAUAACAGUUUUAAGGUUUGCAUGUUUGUUUUUUUUUUUUGUUUUUUUUUUGUUUUGUAGGAGAGGAGAAAAAAUAAAUAAAUAAAUAUAUAUAUAUAUUUAUUUUGAAUGUGGACACAGUUUAUCUUGGUUACAUAUUUGCCCUUCAUGAUGAAUCAUGGUUCACUUUAACCAUAUAAAGACAUUCAGCACUCUUGGGCCUUCUCAUGUGUCAGGUCAAAAAUAGUCCAAAUGCAGCUCGACCUGUCAAUCACUUUAAGUGCAACUGGAGUUUGGAGGAGUCUGUGGUAUCCAGAGUAUAUGGCUUGCUUCUUAAAGGGUGGUCUUGUAAUCAGCCCCUUUGGCGCGGAGUGGCCUACUGGCUACAAGUUUUUCAUUUUAACACAUAGGUGUAACAUGAUGGGCAUGACAGUUUGUGCACAUAUCGUUCUCUGAGUGUGUGACUUUUGGUGUGUUGUCCCCCACACUCAGCAGUUUACAAUAUAGGCAAUGGAAACCUGAACAAUGCUUAAUAUAGGCAUAAAUUAACUUAUUAAGCUUUUUUAUUUUUUUUUUUUUUUUAUUUCGUAAAUCAAAGUUUAUCAAUGACCUAAAACUUAUCACCCAGACAAUUUGUGUGAAUGAUUUCAUGACAUACAUGUAUUUUCAUCCUGCCAUCUCAAAUAUUGUGAGGACUCUCUCUAUAAACAAUUUAAUCAGUGAGGCGCUAUUGCAUGUCUUAUUAAUAAAUCAGGCCAGAAACCUGAUUUCUCCAAUUCAGAUGGACACAUCUUGGAGAGAGACCGAGAGAUAUAUAUUUUUUUUUCUAUUUUUUUUUUUUUUCUUGGUUUUAGGAAGGGUGUCAUACAAAUGAGCCCAAUCCCAUGUUUAAUGGCUCUAUUGUCUAUGCAAUGAACUACAUAGGUAUCUUUGUCUAACUCUAGGUCUUUUUAAAACGCCCUCAAAUACUUUUACAUGUUUGGCUGAGAAGCAAUCCUGCUGAGUCGAAACUGGAAGUUUAGUUGACUGGUAUUUAAAACCAUUUGAUAUAAGUUUUCAUUUAAAUUUUAUUUUUUCAUCCUUGUAACCGUGUGAUGCACACUUUAUUUUUUUUUGUUUUAGACCUAAUGCUAUGGUGUGGCAUAGCAUCUGUAAAGCUUCAACACUACAGCCUCAUGUGUUUUGCACUGUUUUUGAAUGUGUGACUCUGCUGUGCCUUCCACCACUUUAUAAGUUUUGCCGCCUGCAUUUCUAGUUUUAUAUUAAGGGUGACUUAAGUUGCAGAGAUUAAUGUGUGCCGAGUCUGUGGAGUAAUUCUUGUAGGGGUUGCCAUGAUAUUCAAGAAAAUUAUGAUGCCUAUAUAAUUUAUCACACUUUUUAAUACAUGGAAUCCAAUGGGGUUAGUGGGUCAGGUUAUCACACUGCACUUAACUAUUCUUUAGUAAACUAGGCAGAUGUUGACAACCAUCUUCUAAUAUAAAAUGAACUAAACCUUUUGGAAAAUCUUAUCUUCAGUAUAAGCAUGAAUAAUAUGCAAGUAAUUCAUAUGCAGGUUACUUUUCAUAGUUUAGUAUUUUAUAUAUAUUUUUAUUAGGUCUUCCGUAGUCUUGAUAUUGUGGCAACCCUAUACAUAUAAUAAACUGGGUUAACUGUUUGAAAUUUUGUUCAUAUGUCUUACUCCUUGUUUUUCUGUUUUCUUUCCUUCCUACAGAAUUCCUGCACAUUACGUUUAUCCACAUGCGUUUGUGCAGCCGGGAGUUAUGAUUCCACAUGUCCAGCCAGCAGCUGCCGCUGCCUCUACAAGUCCGUACAUUGAUUACACCGGAGCCGCCUACGCACAGUACUCGGCUGCUGCUGCAGCUGCCUAUGAUCAAUACCCAUAUGCUGCCUCCCCAGCUGCAACCGGAUAUGUUACCACUGCAGGUUAUGGCUAUGCAGUUCAACAGCCACUUGCCUCUGCAGCACCUGGAACUGCUGCUGCAGCAGCUGCGGCCUUUGGCCAAUACCAGCCACAGCAGCUGCAGGCUGACCGCAUGCAGUAAUGCUUAAACUAUGAAGUUAUCAAUUUCUUUUAUUUUUUUUUUCCUUCGUGUUUUCAGCCUUCCAGUUUCAAUACACGAGACAAUACCGAAUUAGGCUAAAUGGUGUGAAGGAAAAAAACAAGCUAUGGUUUCAAAGAGGGGAAAAAAACCCAAGAACUUUUAUUCCAGCUUCUCUAUGUAGUACACAUCAGAGUAAUAUUAGAAGGGUGUUUCAGGCAUAUAUCAAGAAGAAACUAACAUGGCGUGUGUUACUGAAACAGUCAGACUUGAUAUCUAUACAGACAUUUCUAUAUCAGGGAAAGAAACUGCCUUUUGCUAAGCUGGGAGGGGGUACACACUACUUUUUUUUUUUUUUUCAUUGCUUUAUUUUACGAUGUUUAAACCAGGGAUAUUGGUUAGCAAUAUGUAGCCCAAAUGAAGUAAUCUUUAAGGCAGAUUGUCAUGUCUCCUUAUUAUGACUAAAUUAAUCUUAUGUUGGUGAGAAACAAGGUAACACUGACCUAUUGGAGGCACAUAGCCCACUGGUCACAUGAUGGACAGGCGGCACCAAAGUGUAUUUUUUCUCAUCUGUACUCUAGAUGAGUGGAACUGUGGAGCAAGUGAUGUGGAAUUAACGGGUGCAACAGCUGUACAGACAAUCAAUAACACAGACCGUUCUGGAAAGAACACAUCACUUGUGCUUACUUGAUGAGCUUGUCACAUUGUAAUCCCUUUCCCCAUCCUGUUUCGCUUUUGGGAAACUAUAAUUGCUGGUGUCAGCUAUUCUGAUUCUGAAAUAGGAUCAGCCCCUUACUACAACAGCCUUCUAUUUUAUUAUACCUAUUCAUAGCUUGUGAAUAACCAGGGGAAAGAUACAUGCUAUGGUUAACCCUUUAAGAACUGUUAGCCAAUACCUAUGAACACAUGUCCCUAAUUUGGGCAUUAAAGGAGAACUUUUGUAUUAGUUUCCCCUAAACUUGAAUUUUCCUCUCCUUUCUUUUCUUUCCUUUUUCUAUUUUCCUUUCAAAGUAUUUAAAUAGAAGAAUCGAUUAAUUAUGCAGUACAUGAAUUUGAGUUGCAGUUCUUCAAGGGUUAACUGGUCUUUACUGUGCCUUAACUGUAAUGUUACUGAAAAGAAAUGUAUUUAUUUAUUUUGAAAGUUUUACUACAGUGUGCUCUGAAGAAGGGAACUUUAGAUGCAACACACUAUGUAUUCAUCUCAUGUUAUAAAUUAUUUAAGUAAGUUUAGAUUUAGUAAAUUAAAUAGCAACCUAUUGAACUAAAAUAUUGACUUGGAUUUAUUUAAAUUCUGUAUGUGCACUGUAUAUCCCUACCUUAACACUUAGGAUUUUACAUGAGCAGCACAUUUAUGCCAUGGUGUUUUUUCUAAUGACCUCUUAAAGCAGUAUACUAUACAUUUCAUUUGUAUGUAGAGUAAUAUUUUUUUUUCUUUUUAUUAGAGAAGUGCUGCUUUAUACAAAUACAAUGACUUGUAAAACUGCAAUACUUGGCAAUUUUUAUUCUUGACUUAAAAGUUGAAUAUUUUACACUGUAAUGGCUUUUUAUACUUGAACAAUUUCAUACAAGGGAAGAAAAUACAGCAUUUUUAUGGACAUUUGUCUAAAUGUCACUGGAUUUAUUUUUAAGUAUUCUAAAUACUAGCCAGUGUUAUGUAACGGUAGACAAGGAUUUCCAUGCAUAUUAUUUAUUCAUUAUAUAUUGCUUUAUAGCAGUUAAGAUCUAUUCAUUUCACUUGUAUUAAAAUGUAAUAAAAUAUCCAUUGGUUGCAUUGUA